Molecule: messenger RNA, 1317 nt
Organism: Closterium sp. NIES-65
Lineage: Eukaryota; Viridiplantae; Streptophyta; Zygnematophyceae; Desmidiales; Closteriaceae
Source: the annotation of a GenBank genome assembly
AUGGCAUCUGGCCAAGAGAAGGACAUGGCAAGGGAGGAAGGGCCCACUGCACCUAAUGAGGUGGUGAACAAUGCUGCUGAGAUUGACCUCAAUCAAGAUAAGGCAAUGGCUGACAUUGAAUUGGAUGAUAUUGAGGACUUGGACCUGGACCUUGGAGAUGAGCAUAACCAUGGUGAAGCUGAAAACCAUGAUGAAGCUGAGCACCAUGGUGAAGCUGAGCACCAUGGUGAAGCUGAGAACCAUGGUGUCCCUGACAACCUUGGGGAAGAGGAUAACACCUGUGGGAAGGAGGCCACUGGUGAUGAAAAUGACUUCACUGAGGGUGAAGGCACGACUUAUCCUAUCUCCGAGGAGAUUGUCCAACUCCAGGCUAAGGUGGCAACUCAGAAUAUCACCAUCUUGCAGCAGCAGACGUCCAUUGAUGGACUCAAGAAGCACACUCAUAACCUCGAGGCUCGACUGAGCAUUACCAUGAAGGAGGUUACUGAGUUCCGUCGCAGCCUGGGCACUAAGAACCGUGAAAUUGAGUGGCUUCAGAAGACUUGCAAUAAUCUGCAAGUAUCAUUCAACAAGCUCAAUGAGCAGGCUCGCGUCACUGCAGCCACUCAUGCAUUGGACGAGGUGGCCCGGAGGGCAGUGUAUGGCGCUAAGAAGCAGGCGCAUGGACCAUUUGGGUGGCCGGAGUUUUGCACCGCGCUGAAAGAGGCAUUCAUGGUCAAGAAGUCCGACCUGGAACUGCUCGGACGCCUUGAGCAUAUCAAGUGUCAUGACCGUCCGGUGCAGGAAUAUGCGGUCGAGUUGGAGGCCGCAGCACGCUCGCUCCAGAAGCCCUUGUCCGAGGAGGAGAUGAUGCACCUCUUUAUGAAAGGCCUCCCUGUCAACCUGCAAGAGGCACACAUGAUCGGCGGCAUGACCAAUUGGACGACUUACAAGGAGCUGAAGGAGCAGGUGAUCAAAACUGACACCGUCAUUCGCACAUAUAUCCAUGGUCCUGCAAAGGCCGACCAGCAGCCCCGUGCUGAGGGCUCCGGUGGUCGUGGGAACUGGCCCCAGAGCGCCAAUGGCGGAGGCGGUUCGAAUAAGCGACCUUUCCAGCAGCGUGAGCACCAGCCUGGACCACAGGCCAAGAGGGCUAACGGGGGGGGAGGUCAUGGCCCUAACAAGCCGGACUUCUCCAAGAUGCGGUGUCGCGGCUGUGGAUUUAUUGGACACAUCCAAAAGCAGUGCCGUAACAAGAACCCAAUCAAGUACUCUGGGAAGCCGAAGCCAGGCGGCGCGGGACCUUCUGGAAAGAAGGAUUUUCAGAAGCCCAACUAG